Molecule: messenger RNA, 504 nt
Organism: Xylaria bambusicola
Lineage: Eukaryota; Fungi; Ascomycota; Sordariomycetes; Xylariales; Xylariaceae
Product: catalase-like domain-containing protein
Exons: 2
Coding region: 1-504 (167 amino acids)
Biological process (GO): hydrogen peroxide catabolic process; response to hydrogen peroxide
Cellular component (GO): peroxisome; mitochondrion; cytoplasm
Molecular function (GO): heme binding; catalase activity
Source: RefSeq, a predicted model, not a curated record
AUGGUACCCGGCAUUGGAGACUCACCCGACCCGUUGCUGCAAUUCCACAUGUUCUUCUACCGAGACGCACAAUAUCACCGCAUUGGUAUCAAUCUUCACCAGGUCCCAGUUAAUUGUCCUUUUAUGGCUCAAAGUUUUGCUUCUCUCAAUUUUGAUGGUCAGAUGAGGGUUGAUGCCAACUAUGCCGGCAACAAACAAUACGCGCCCAACAGCUUCGCACAUAAGUUUCGUCCCGACGCAGCCGAGACGCCGUACGUCGUCAACGAUAACAUUGUGAGCCGGAAGAGCCAUUACUGGCAUGAAGGAAAGAAGAGUGAAUAUGAUCAGAAAAAGUAUAUGGCACAGCAAUACAACGUAUCUCCAGAACUCGCGCAAGGGGCCUAUGAUCUACUAAAGAACCCGCAUUUUAAGAUGAAUGAGGUAGAGAAGCUUGCCGAGACAGCCCAGGAAUGGUACAAGGAGAAGAAAUUCAUGCCCAGCACUGGCGAAAAAAUGGUAGGAUAG